CAAAAAAAUUGCACCCGGAAUCAGAUGUGUCAAGUUUGACCCGGUUCACUCUCACCAUGUGCGGCUUCACAUUGUCAACUCUGGAAACCCAAACCCUGCAGAGGAAGCUAAACCUUCUGCUUCCUCGUCGCCCAUUGGAAGAUCUCACCGUCGGAUUUUCGUGUUCCUGCCCCACUCACGUCGAAUUCCUCAAUGCCAGCCUUUUAUUUUUCCAUCCUUGUUCUACAGAAUUACCAAUAAGAAAUGUGACUUCCUCUUUCUUGUGAAAAUUGCAGGAAUCAAGGAUCUCUCUAUGAGGAUCUCAACCUCCCACUUGCUGGGUUUUGUUUAUUUUGAUCUUUUUCCCUCGAAAAAAGUCUGACGUUUUUCCCUCCUGAAUUCUCUCGUGGGUACCGCUUUUUUUAGCUUAACUUUUGUUCUUAGUGAUGAUAGAGACAAAAAUUUGUGCACCCAUUUGAGAUAGGAGGUUUUACGGUUAUAGGUGCAAUCAUACGCUGAUUCCCUUCCCCCAAUUUUGCUCCCAUUUUGGGUUUUGAUUUGCAGUUAGAUCUAUUAGAUUUCUGCUGCAUCUCUGGAUCAUUUAAGCACUUCAAGUUUUGUUGAUUACCAAGAUCGACGCUUUAACAGAUCUCCUUUUUUUGGUGCUCUUUACUCAAACUGACUAUUGACCAAUCGAGGUAUUCGAGUUUCUAAUUUGCUGCUAUUUUAGUCGAGUUCAAAUGCUAGUAUGAGUCAGUCAUUUGGCCAAGGAAGCCCUAAAUCCUUCCCUGCUUACCCGAGGGGUGGCGAGUUCGAUUUGGAGUCCGGGAUUAGCAAGAAAUCAAGGAGGCCCAAAAAUUCUCGUCCUGAAUUGUUCAAAAUGAUCAAAUCGAUCGGCCAUCGUCUUCAUUAUCACUAUAAACUGCACCCUCUUUUUGUGUUUCUCGUCUCUCUGGCUACCGGGCUUGGAAUUAUCAUUGUCCUAGCAGUGUAUGAGAACCGAUUCAGGGGCAUGGGCUUUCAAAACAAAUUCGAACUGGAUUCCACCGUGUAUCCUUAUCCGGAUCUCAGGAAUCUUGUGAUGGUGGCGGGGCAUUCGGUGUAUACUAGUACCAGUUGUGAGAAGGUUGAUGGAGAGAACUCAUGGUUUCUGGAGUCGUAUCAGAAGCAUCCAGGGCAGGCUGCCACCUUUUUGCAGCAUAUUAGAGAGGGAGUUGAGAUCGCAGCGAAAGAUAAAAAUGCAUUGCUGUUAUUCAGUGGUGGAGAGACCCGCAAGGACGCUGGGCCUCGUAGUGAAGCUCAGAGCUACUGGAGUGUUGCAGAUUCCAAAGGCUGGUUUGGUAAUCAGGCAACUGUCAGAUCAAAAGCACUUACCGAGGAGCAUGCAAGAGAUAGUUUUGAGAAUCUUCUUUUUAGUGUCUGCCGAUUUCGUGAACUUACUGGUGUAUAUCCACAAAAUAUAACAGUUGUGAGCUAUGAUUUUAAGGAGGAAAGAUUUGCAGGCCUGCACCGUGCCGCAAUCGGCUUUCCAGAAGCAAGGUUCUUCUACCUAGGUACUCCAGCUUCAGCUGCAUCAAAAGAUGGAGCCAAGAAGGGAGAAGCACUGGCAAGGGCUCAGUUUCAGCAAGACCCAUAUGGUUGCUUGGGCAACUUAUAUAGGAAAAAGCUGAAGCGCGAUCCUUUCCAUCGGUCGGUUCCCUAUCCUAAUGGUUGUCCUGAAUUGCAAGGUCUGUUUAGUUAUUGUGGUCCACUUCCAUACCCAGGCAAACUGCCCUGGUCUUAGUAGCGAACCAAUAUCUCUCCUAACAAAAUAAUGAGAUAAAAAUCUCUCUCUCUC
Molecule: messenger RNA, 1816 nt
Organism: Nymphaea colorata (pocket water lily)
Lineage: Eukaryota; Viridiplantae; Streptophyta; Magnoliopsida; Nymphaeales; Nymphaeaceae
Exons: 3
Coding region: 728-1762 (344 amino acids)
Cellular component (GO): cytoplasm
Source: RefSeq, a predicted model, not a curated record